CCACAGAUAAAAGCCCAAUCAAACAGGAGAGACCAGCCUCCCCUGUGCCCAGCGGUCUGUCCAUGAAGAGUGACCGGUCUAUGGGUACACCUAUACGGUUUAGAGAGGGAGACUUUUCUACUGAACAAAGAAACCAACAGGAGAGAUCAGAGUCAGAGAUUCUCAGUGGUCAGUCUUCCCAGAGUCAGCAAACAGACCUGAAACAACACCGAGUGACCUCAUCAAGUACAGUACCAGCAGGGAUGUGUUGUGAUGAACUUGCUGUGAUUUGCCAACGUGAACUCAAAUCUAAUCUGAAGAAGAAGUUUCGAUGUGUAUUUGAGGGGAUCGCUAUACAAGGAAACCCAACACUUCUCAAUAAGAUCUACACAGAGCUCUACAUCACAGAGGGUGGAACAGGAGAGGUCAAUAAUGAACAUGAGCUGAGACAGAUUGAGACAACAACCAGGAAACAAGCAAGACCAGAGACUGCAAUCAAAUGUAAUGACAUCUUCAAGCCCUUAACUGGACAAGACAAACUUAUCAGAACUGUGCUGACAAAGGGAGUCGCUGGCAUUGGAAAAACAGUCUCUGUGCAGAAGUUCAUUCUGGACUGGGCUGAAGGAAAAGCAAAUCAGGAUGUCCAAUUUGUAUUUUCAUUCCCUUUUCGGGAGCUGAAUUUGAUGAAAGAGAAAAAACACACUUUGAUUGAACUUCUCAAUCACUUCUCAAUGGAAACCAAAGAAUCAAGAAUCUCCAACUACGACAAGUACAAAGUUCUGUUCAUCUUUGAUGGUCUGGAUGAGUGCCGACUGCCCCUAGACUUCCAGAACAACAAAAUCUGUUGUGACGUCACAGAGUCAACCUCAGUGGAUGUUCUGCUGACAAAUCUCAUCAAGGGAAAUCUGCUUCCCUCUGCUCUCCUCUGGAUAACUACCCGACCUGCAGCAGCCAAUCAGAUCCCUUCAGGUUGUGUUGACCAGGUGACAGAGGUACGAGGGUUCAAUGACCCACAGAAGGAGGAGUACUUCAGGAAGAGGUUCAGUGAUGAGGCCCUGGCCAGCAGAAUCAUCUCACACAUAAAGACAUCAAGGAGCCUCCACAUCAUGUGCCACAUUCCAGUCUUCUGUUGGAUUUCUGCAACAGUCCUUGAAGACAUGCUGAAACAUAAGAGAGAAGAGAUGCCCAAGACUCUGACUGAGAUGUACACACACCUUGUGGUGUUUCAUACCAAACAGAAGAAUGAAAAGUAUCUUGGGAAAGAAGAGACAGGUCCAGACUGGAAUAAAGAGAGCAUUCUGUCACUGGGAAAACUGGCUUUUCAACAGCUUGUGAACGGCAAUCUGAUUUUCUAUGAAGAAGACCUGAAAGAGGCUGGAAUUGAUGUCAAUGAAGCCUCAGUGUACUCAGGAUUGUGCACGCAGAUCUUUAAAGAGGAAUGUGGGCUGUACCAGGACAAGGUGUACUGCUUCGUGCAUCUGAGCAUUCAGGAGUUUCUGGCUGCUGUAUAUGUGUUCCUCUCAUUCAUCAACAACAAUGAAAAUCUAAUGGCCGAACCUCAAACAACGUCCAGUAACGAUUUUCUACUGAAGACAGAAGUUACUGUCUACAAGAGUGCUGUGGAUGAAGCCUUACAAAGUGAGACAGGAAACCUGGACCUUUUCCUCCGCUUCCUUCUGGGCCUCUCACUGGAGUCCAAUCAGAAGUACUUACGAGGUCUGCUGACAAAGACAAGAAGCAGCUCACGGAGCCAUGAAGAAACAGUCAAGUACAUCAAGGAGAAGAUCAGGGAGAAUCCCUCUCCAGAGAGGUGCAUCAAUCUGUUCCACUGUCUGAAUGAACUGAAUGACCAUUCUCUAGUGGAGGAGAUCCAAAGCUACCUGAGAUCAGGAAGUGUCUCCAGUGAUGAACUCUCACCUGCACAGUGGUCAGCUCUGGUCUUUGUGUUGCUGACUUCAGAAAAGGAGCUGGAUGUGUUUGACCUGAAGAAAUACUCCAGAUCAGAGGAAGGUCUUCUGAGGCUGCUGCCAGUGGUCAAAGCCUCCAGAGUUUCUCUGCUGUCAGGCUGUGGAGUCACAGAGGAAGGCUGUGCUUCUCUGGUCUCAGCUCUGGAGUCAAAUCCCUCACACCCAAGAGAGCUGGAUCUGAGUAACAAUGACCUGAAGGAUUCAGGAGUGAAGCUGCUCUCUGCUGGACUGGGGAAUCCCCACUGUAAACUGGAGACUCUGAGGCUGUCAGGCUGUCUAGUCACAGAGGAAGGCUGUGCUUCUCUGGUCUCAGCUCUGAAGUCAAACCCCUCACACCUGAGAGAGCUGGACCUGAGUAACAAUGACCUGAAGGAUUCAGGAGUGAAGCUGCUCUCUGCUGGACUGGGGAAUCCCCACUGUGAACUGGAGACUCUGAGGCUGUCAGGCUGUCUAGUCACAGAGGAAGGCUGUGCUUCUCUGGUCUCAGCUCUGAGGUCAAACCCCUCACACCUGAGAGAGCUGGAUCUGAGCUACAAUCACCCAGGAGACUCAGGAGUCAGACUGCUCUCUGCUGGACUGGAGGAUCCACACUGCAGACUGGAGAAACUCAAUGUGGAACAUGGUGGAGAGUACGCAAUGAAACCUGGCCUUAGAAAAUAUGCAUGUGAUCUCACACUGGACCCAAACACAGUAAACAGACUCCUCUCUCUGUCUGAGGAGAACAGAAAGGUGACGGGGAGACAGGAUCAGCCAUAUCCUGAUCACCCAGAGAGAUUUGGCUACAGGAAGCAGGUGCUGUGUAGAGAGGGUCUGACUGGGCGCUGUUACUGGGAGGUAGAGUGGAGUGGGAGAAGGGCUGUUAUAGGAGUGACAUAUAAAGGAAUCAGCAGGAGAGGAGAGGGUGAGGACAGUCUGAUUGGAUGGAAUGACAAGUCCUGGAGUCUGGUCUGCUCUGACAACCUUUACACUGCCUGGCACAAUACUAAUUCCACUACCAUAGCCGUCCCCCCCUCCAGCUCCCACAGAGUAGGAGUGUAUCUGGACUGGCCAGCCGGCACUCUGUCCUUCUACAGAGUCUCCUCUGACACACUGACCCACCUGUACACAUAUCAAACCACAUUCACUGAGACCCUCUAUCCAGGGUUUCUGGUUUAUGACUCCUCAGUGUCCCUGUGUCAGGUGGUCCCUGUGUCAAACACAACAUGAUGUUUCACUCUAAUCCUGGUCAUGUUCAGGUAGGCACACUGGAGCAACAAUGUAGAAUAGCUCUCUAGUGUGUAAACAUGUGAUUGUAAAUAUUCAUGAAUAAACACCAUUGACGUUGUGAAACACAACUUGGACCUGCUGACGUCUGAGCGCGACAUAUGUUUGUUGUUGGAAGCUGAAAGCUGAACGAGAGGUCUAUUGUUUUUGUAAAGCUGACCGUGUUUUUAUAUUAUUUUAUGAUCCUGCAGCACUGUUGGGCUUAGCUUCUGUUAGUGCUGCUGUCUGUCCCGGGAUCCUGCAGCACUGUU
Messenger RNA from Oncorhynchus masou masou (cherry salmon), 3460 nucleotides. Its product is annotated as NLR family CARD domain-containing protein 3-like. The record is from RefSeq and is a predicted model, not a curated record. Gene Ontology annotation, biological process: intracellular signal transduction. Gene Ontology annotation, molecular function: protein binding. Lineage: Eukaryota; Metazoa; Chordata; Actinopteri; Salmoniformes; Salmonidae.